GUGAACUAGUAGUACAAUAAUUAACAUGUCUCCAAGUCCUACCGCUCAGAGACAAUUGCACUACAAUGUUUGCUGAUUGUUUUAGUUGAUCUGAUGUAAACCAUUCCCAUGAUUUGAAGAAACGGCACGGUAAAAGUGUCUUUGUUUGCUUCUGCUUGUAUAUCAUUCCAUGCCGAAGUAUAGGACGAAAAUCCCCUGGUAAACCAUCACUUCAUGCUCCAUUCAUAAGCCAUACAAAAAAGAAGUCGGAAUUAUAGGGAAACAUUUCGAACAUCAUCGGGGGUAAGAAUCACAACAUUUUCAAGGGUACGCAGACUUGAAAGGCAAGCCUUGAAAUAUUAUAAGCACAACGGUAUAUAUGAGCAGAUGCGCUAUAUAAACCUCAAAAGAUGCAAAGAGAUAAGUGUGCCUGCCUGCUUUCUAAUUCCUUCACUACUAUAGUAGCUGCUACCACUGCCAAGUCUAUCAUGAGGUUCACAAAACAAUCCCAAAUUUGUCUGGCCUUGCUCUUCGUGUUGGUAGCUUGGCCUUCCAAAUCUGUCGCUCGUACCCUCCAGGAUGUGUCCAUGUAUGAGAGGCACGAGCAAUGGAUGGCUCAGUAUGGACGUGUAUACAAGGAUGACGCUGAGAAGGAGACGCGUUACAACAUAUUCAAGGAAAACGUUGCACGCAUAGAUGCAUUUAACAGCCAAACCGGCAAAUCUUACAAACUCGGUGUCAAUCAAUUUGCCGAUCUGUCAAAUGAAGAAUUUAAAGCUUCACGUAAUAGAUUCAAGGGCCAUAUGUGCUCUCCACAAGCAGGUCCGUUCAGAUAUGAAAACGUUUCUGCGGUGCCAGCUACCAUGGACUGGAGAAAGAAAGGAGCCGUGACCCCCGUCAAGGACCAAGGACAGUGCGGUUGUUGUUGGGCAUUUUCGGCAGUGGCGGCAAUGGAAGGAAUCAAUCAGCUCACAACUGGUAAAUUGAUCUCCCUUUCAGAGCAAGAGGUUGUUGACUGUGACACCAAGGGUGAGGAUCAAGGCUGCAAUGGUGGUUUGAUGGAUGAUGCCUUCAAAUUCAUUGAACAAAACAAGGGCCUAACAACUGAGGCCAACUACCCGUAUACAGGAACAGAUGGAACUUGCAACACUCAAAAAGAAGCCAACCAUGCCGCAAAGAUAACCGGGUUCGAAGAUGUGCCAGCAAACAGCGAAGCUGCACUGAUUAAGGCUGUUGCUAAGCAACCAGUUUCUGUCGCCAUUGAUGCUGGUGGAUUUGAGUUCCAAUUCUACUCGAGUGGCAUCUUUACAGGAAGCUGCGGCACUGAACUAGACCAUGGUGUUACUGCUGUCGGUUAUGGAGGCAGCGAUGGAACAAAGUACUGGCUAGUGAAGAACUCAUGGGGCGCACAAUGGGGUGAAGAAGGAUACAUCCGAAUGCAGAAAGAUAUAUCUGCAAAGGAAGGACUUUGUGGCAUAGCAAUGCAAGCCUCAUAUCCCACUGCUUAAUGCUUCAAAAUCUCAGAAAAUGCCUUGAUUUCCUGUCGAUGAUCUAUAAUGUAUUAUAAUAUGUAUGAUUUCUCUCAGUAAAUUCCACUUUGGUAUCUUAUACCUAAUCAAGAACUCGUAUAAGCCCUUCGAUGCUAGAAAAGAAACGGGUUUGUAUAUGAAAUCUGCUGUUGUUAUAUGUAUCGAACAUUCAUCUUUUAAUUGUCUCACUUUGUUAAAUCUCUAAAAGUUCAAAUUCUCGAACGAAACCAUCCCUUGCAUACCUUUAAACUAGAACUUUUCACAUUGCUCCAAGAUUUUGCACCUUGAGGGGAAAAAAAGAAAAAAAAUAAGCGCAAUCAUAUUCCUCAUCUGCUACUUUCAGACCAGACU
Molecule: messenger RNA, 1859 nt
Organism: Populus euphratica (Euphrates poplar)
Lineage: Eukaryota; Viridiplantae; Streptophyta; Magnoliopsida; Malpighiales; Salicaceae
Product: senescence-specific cysteine protease SAG39-like
Exons: 2
Coding region: 390-1487 (365 amino acids)
Biological process (GO): proteolysis
Molecular function (GO): cysteine-type peptidase activity
Source: RefSeq, a predicted model, not a curated record